AUGAUAUAAACCCCUUCACCAUCAUAUAAUGAUAACUCAGCUUCCCAUUAAACUAAUCAAAGACAGUUGUCCUUAAAAAAAAAAAACCAGAACCACAACAAAAACAAAUUUCCAUCUCCGUUUCCAUCAAUCAAUUCGCUUGAUUCAAUUCAGUCUUUGAUUAUCCAAUCCGCCCUGACGGUCGAAUCUUCAGUCAGCCUCUAAAUUUGACUAUAAUUUUUUUUUUCCCUCGUUCGCGAAAAUAGCCUGAGAGAAAAAAAAGGAGAAAAAUGGAAACGGAAAUUCAAUUGAAUUCGAGAAGCCAUUUCAAGCUGUGGAGCGAGCUGGAAUUGCAGGAGUUCGCCGAUAAGUUCGCGAUCAGAUCCGUUGAAUCGCCGGAGGAAGGCUUCUCGAUAAGCCGGCUGGACGGAAACAUUGACAAGCUGAACGGUGAUGACUCUUCUGGAAAGCCUUCCAAAGUCUCGACUAUAUAUGGGGUUGUUGGAACAAUAAAGUUGCUAGCAGGUACAUAUAUUCUGGUUAUAACGUCUAGGAAGGAAGUUGGAACUUAUCUUGGUUAUCCUGUUUAUCUUGUCACAUCAAUGAAGUUCCUGUCCUGCAACGAAGCUUCAAGGUUCUUAACUAGUCAAGAAAAAAGAGAUGAGGACUAUUUUAUGACUCUGUUGAAGGUAGUGGAAUCAACUCCAGGCUUGUAUUACUCUUAUGGAACAGAUAUGACAUUAAGCUUGCAGAGGAGAUACAAGCUGCCACAAGGAUGGGAGAGUAGUCCAAUUUGGAAGCAGGGUGAUCCUCGAUUUGUUUGGAACAGGAACUUAUUCGAGGAGCUUAUUGAGAACAAGGUUAGCAAAUGUCUCCUCCUGAACUUUCAGACUGGCGAAAUGAAGCUGAAAAAUUCAACUGCUGUUAUAAAAUUAGUUUCUCGGAGGUGUACAAGGCGGCUAGGGACAAGAAUGUGGAGAAGAGGAGCUAAUCUAGAAGGAGAUACUGCUAAUUUUAUAGAAACUGAGCAGCUGCUAGAGUGUGAAGGCCAUAUUUUCUCUUUUCUGCAGGUCCGGGGUUCAAUUCCACUUCUGUGGGAGCAAAUUGUGGAUUUGAGCUACAAACCACGGCUCAAUAUAAUCAACCACGAACAGACUUCAACGGUUGUGGAACGCCAUUUUAAUGAUCUUCUGAAAAGAUAUGGAGGAUGCAUUGUGGUUGACCUGACUGAUAAGCACGGAGACGAAGGUUUGUUGAGUUCGGCCUAUGCAGAAGAGAUGCAGAAGCUUCCGCACGUGAGGAAGAAUUGUAAGACAUGGGAGCUUUCCACCUCUUAUGGCAAAAUUAGAAUCUGGUAUGUGCCGUUUGACUUCCACCAGUUAUGCAGCAAUGGAAACUUGGAAAACAUACACCUCCUGUAUGACCAAAUAGCAGAGGACUUCGAGAAGCAAGGAUACUUCCUUUUAGAUUCUCAAGGGAAGAUUGUAAUGGAACAGGGAGGAGUAAUUAGAUCUAACUGCAUCGAUUGUCUCGACAGAACAAAUGUUACACAGAGUUACCUCGCGCAGAAAUCCCUAAAUUCCCAGCUCCAAAGAGUUGGCGCAAUCUCUCCAACCGAAUGUAUUUCGAUGUUCAUUGAAGAUUUUGAAAUUUUCAAGACGUUAUGGGUGGAGCACGGGGAUGAGAUAAGCCUCGAGUAUUCCGGGACCCAUGCACUGAAACGAGACCUUGUGAGAUUUGGGAAACAGACAAUGUCUGGUAUUAUCAAAGAUGGUAUGAGUGCCCUUUCAAGGUACUACCUGAAUAAUUUUCAUGACGGAGAUGCCAUUGAUCUUAUCAGUGGACGUUAUACUGUGAACAGAAACGGUCCAUCUCCUUCACAACCUAAAGUUUACGAAUCCAUUUCUUAUCUCCCUGUUGCAUCAGCUUUAGUAAUUGGAGGGUUAACAUGGACAUCAAUCACAGUAAACCAAGCUGGAAGAAAUGCGCAGCACGUUCUAUCUUCUAUGGUUUGUGCUGGUGUAGCUGCUGGCUUGAUGGCAAUAAUUAAAGCCAAUGGACGACAAAUUUGUUCAAAGCCUCGUUUGUGUGGUUUGUUCUAAAAGACAAGAGUCCUUGCUGACUUUGUAUAAAGAGGUCCUCUGUGGUUCAACUUCACGCAACCUAUCAUACAACAAUUGACAAGGUUUUUCUAUUUCUCGACAAGAAAAAGGCAUGUCAAUUACAACGAGUGAGUUGCAUAAAGUGGAUUCUGUUGAUCUACGAAAGUGAGUUCAAUUCCUUGGGAUACUAAACUAAAUAUAUGUUGUCCAUAAACUACUUCACUAUGCAAAUGGAGAAUGCAAAUCGAAUGCCACACAGAAAGUAAUCCGAAAUAAAAGCAUCCGAAUAGCAAAAUCAAAAAGCGAAUGGGAAUGCUUGAUAGAUAGAAGUUUUUAUGUAAUUUUUUGAAUUUUUAGUAUAAUUCUACUCGUUAAGAGAGUCAAACUCGAGCGUCUUAAAUUUAAAGGGUUCAAGCUCAAUUCAACUCGAUUACUCGAGGUCGGAUUGACUCGAUAUUAGCUCUACUUAUAUGGUUGUGCAGUUGGAAUAUUGGAUAUCAUAUUAUUUUGAUUUUUUUUUUCUUAUGGAGGAGAAUAUUGAUAUUAUUUGCAAAAUAAACCAUCUAAAUCACCCACUACUACUUUGGAGACAUUUUUAUUUUCUU
This is a messenger RNA of Striga asiatica, 2686 nucleotides long. The record is from the annotation of a GenBank genome assembly. NCBI's taxonomy places the organism in Eukaryota, Viridiplantae, Streptophyta, Magnoliopsida, Lamiales, Orobanchaceae.